Meira miltonrushii is the source of this 696-nucleotide messenger RNA. RefSeq names its product NAD(P)-binding protein. Gene Ontology annotation, molecular function: oxidoreductase activity, acting on the CH-OH group of donors, NAD or NADP as acceptor. The record is from RefSeq and is a predicted model, not a curated record. The transcript is spliced from 2 exons. The coding region runs from base 1 to 696 and encodes 231 amino acids. Lineage: Eukaryota; Fungi; Basidiomycota; Exobasidiomycetes; Exobasidiales; Brachybasidiaceae.
AUGUCACAUACAGCUUCACACGUAGUCAUUGGCGCUUCUCGCGGAAUCGGAAAUGAUUUAGCAAAACAACUUUUUGAACAAAAUGCUGGAGGAACGAUUGUGGGAACCAUGCGUAAAGCUGAUGAAAGUGUUUUACCAAAAGGCGUUCAAAUUGAAUCUCUUGAUAUGACAAAACAAUCAAGCGUUGAUAGUUGUGCAGCAAAAUUUGGAGCGAUUGAUACUUUGAUCGUUAAUGCCGCAAUGGGAAGUCCUGAUACAAUGUUGGGUUCAGAUGCAAGCUUACUCUCUUCUUACCUUGAAACGAACGUUGUUGGAACCCAUCGUGCCGUUUUAGCUUUUUUACCCGCUUUGAGAAAGGGAAAGAAGAAACAAAUCAUUCUGCUCUCCAGCACAAGUGGAAGUUGUGACUUACAGCGAAACGAGCCAUCUGGAUUUCAAGGUCCUUAUUCUGUCUCAAAAACGGCAACGAACUCACUCGGUAUUCAAUAUCACAACGAAUUAAAAGAUGAAGGUUUUACCGUACUCUUAAUUCAUCCAGGUUGGGUAGCGACUGAUAUGGGUAAACAAAUUAAUGAUGGACGAGGUGCAAAAACGACACAACAAAGCGCCAGCGAUAUUCUCAAGAUCUUAUCAAACUUAAAACCUGAACAAAGCGGUUCUUAUUUACGCGAAACUGGCGAACCAUUGAAUUGGUAA